AUGGACGACGGUUUUUUGGAUCAAUACUCAAACAACACCGAUGCCGGGAUUGGCACAGUGCACAGUUGUCGAUAUUCAAAACAAAAUAAUGCCAUUCAAAGCAACCAAUUCCUCUCUUGUUGUACCUGUAUCAAGUGAGUAAAUCGUAAUUUUUUCAGUCAAGUGAAAAAAGUGUUACAACCUAACACUAUUAGCAGGCCAUAGUCAAAAUUGGCAAUCUUACACAUAUGUUUCUCCAUAAAAAAACAACACGCUUCCAUUUAAUGCAUUAUAGCAAUGGACAAAUACAACUGUAUGGAUUGUUUUCGGGUUUCAAUGGAGGAAGCACUACUGCGAAUUUUGUAAUGAAAAGAUUCGUACACGAGCUUUUUCAAGAAAAUCCGCUGGCUCCUGGUCUUACCCCUGUGCAGGUAUUUCAUAGAGAACUACCAAGUCUUGUUUAUAUUAUAUGUUCAGGUUAUGGAAGAAAUCAGAACAAAGUUCGAGAAAGUGGCCGAACGUUAUUUGAUGUCUUUAUCGGAUAUUUUGAAUGAACGGCUUCUCAAACUAGAAGAAGAGACGGAAAGUGGCAACAAUAGAGUAUCGGAGAUUAAUCAAAAGGUUUGUGAUGAACAUUUCACGUUCUAAUGUAUUUUUUAAAAUUUCAUUGCAUUCUCAGAUAAGACAAGGAUCCACUGCUCUGAUAGCCAUCAAAAUCAUACAAGAUUUGUACAUUUUGAACUGUGGCAGUUCCUUGUAAGCUUUUUGAUGUUUAAUAGCUGUCUGACCAUACAGAGUUGUAUGGAAACAAUAUUUUGCCUCAGUGUUCGGAAAUGUUUCGUUUUUUCCAGGGCUGGGCAAUUGACCGGCACGGGCUUUUCGUUGGCCGGCUCUUGACCUGGACUUUUGAACCACUUUUGAACCACGCCUGUUUUUCAGGCGCCUGAAAAGCAGGGCCUGUUUCUGUCAGGCGCCUGUUCAACCAGCCUAUUUAAUUCCAUACAGAUCUGUGAAUGUAGUUUCAUAAAAAUAUGAUGUCUGCUCAGAGCACUUGCAAUAACACAUGAGACUGCGGUCCAGCUAAAUGAUAACCUACACAAUAAGGAUAAUGCAGUGGAGAAUUCUCGAUUAAAAGCUCUUGGAAUCGAUCCUAGUGUACGUCUAGUUUCGAAAUGUAAAGUUGAGUAUGUAUUCCCUAAAUUCUAGACUGUUCUCAACCCCACUAGAGCUAUUGGCGAUUUGCAACGAACUCAUUUAUAUGAAGAGAGCAACGAUUUUUGCAAUGCUAACGGACCUCCAGUCAUCUCGACGCCUGAUAUUUGGCAUUAUAAAGUAAGAAUUGAAGCCCGUCUUUUAUUCUGUUGUUUUUUGUAGAUUGACAGCUCUUGGCAACAUCUGGUCCUUCUUUCUGACGGAGUUGUGCAGAAUUUGAAGGAAGCUGAGGUGGAUGACAUACCUACGUAAGUUUGGCUUUCUUUUCCGGCAGGAAAUAACUGUUAUCGCAUCUUCAGCGAAGUGUUUGUCCGAUUAAUCGAAGAUCAUACCUUGACAAGUACCGCACAAGCACUUGCGGAUGCAUUUGCAAGAAAACACUUUGAUGCUUUCAUCACGGCAAGUAUUUUUUGCAUUUCUACUCCAAACAAUUCUAGCUGACCUGGUAUAAUUGAAAUUUUCCCAGCGCUAAUAAAAAUUAAAAGUCCUAUUUUGCAGCGUCUGGGACUAUUAAAAAUUAGACAAAAAAAGAAGUUAUACUCGAGCUGAUUUCAAAGGUUUUGCCAUUUUUGUACUAGCUCUCAAAAACGUAUUGUCUUUACGAACUCAAUGUUCUGAUUACCUCAAUUUUUAAAAUUUGAAUAACUGUUUUUUCUCCUCUCUGUUCACGUCGCUAACUUUUGCAGAUGCAAAAGGAUACUUUAUGCUGCAUAAGCAACCAUCGUGAAGAAAUGGCUGUUGUAAUUGUGAAAUUAUCAACUGGCAGCCAAGAUCUUUAUGAAACAUUUGAUUCCGCUUUGUCCACGAUUGAUUCCACCAGCAAUACACUUUCGGGAACUUCACUCGUUCCUUAUGUCGAUGCUUCGCGAUUGACCACAGGCAAAAACUUUGAAAAGAUGAACAAAAUAAUUCUAUCGUCUUGA
Caenorhabditis sp. 36 PRJEB53466 is the source of this 2114-nucleotide messenger RNA. Lineage: Eukaryota; Metazoa; Nematoda; Chromadorea; Rhabditida; Rhabditidae. The record is from the annotation of a GenBank genome assembly.